This is a messenger RNA of Olea europaea var. sylvestris, 912 nucleotides long. RefSeq names its product ethylene-responsive transcription factor ABI4-like. Gene Ontology annotation, molecular function: transcription cis-regulatory region binding; DNA-binding transcription factor activity. The record is from RefSeq and is a predicted model, not a curated record. Gene Ontology annotation, cellular component: nucleus. The coding region runs from base 1 to 912 and encodes 303 amino acids. The transcript has a single exon. NCBI's taxonomy places the organism in Eukaryota, Viridiplantae, Streptophyta, Magnoliopsida, Lamiales, Oleaceae. Gene Ontology annotation, biological process: positive regulation of DNA-templated transcription; response to stress.
AUGAGCGCGGAUUCCAAUAACCCUAAUAAUAUUAUCACUUGUGGCCACCCAAUUUCUGUAACCACCACUAGCAGUGACAGCACCACCGCUACCGGCGUUGAUAUCAGCAAGAGCAACAAGAGAGGUAAAGGCAAAGGAGGGCCCGAUAAUGGAAAGUUUAAGUAUAGAGGUGUAAGGCAGCGGAGCUGGGGCAAGUGGGUGGCCGAGAUACGUGAGCCCAGAAAGAGAACUCGGCGGUGGCUCGGAACGUUUGCCACGGCGGAGGAUGCAGCCAGAGCGUAUGACCGUGCAGCCGUUAUUCUAUAUGGGUCAAGGGCUCAGCUUAAUCUACAAAUCUCAGGUGGUGGCGGAAGUGCAAGUGGCGCAUCUGGUCAAUCCUCCUCCCGUUCUUCUUCUUCUUCCACCCAAAACCUUCGUCCUUUACUGCCUCGCCCGUCUGGCUUUGGCCUUACAUUCUCCACUCCACCACUUCCGCCGCCUGUCGCCUCCGUAGGAGGCGUGGCAAACUAUGUGCCGUAUGGAUUUUACUCGAUCGAACAGUACCCUAACGUGGUACAAAGUACACAAAACCUAGGAUUAGUGCAUCAGAGGUACGGAACAAGUGACGUGAAGAAUAUUGAGUCUGGACCCACAAUUCCAAACCCUAAUAAUCAUCAACAGCAAAAUUUCCAAGAUUUGCAUUCUCAGCAGCGUCAAAACUAUUGUGUGUACGAUCAAAUCAACUCAAUUGCAAAUGUUGCGCCAAGCUUUUCUCAGGCCAUCACUGAACCUCUGGUGGCGCCUGACAUUUCAGAUCCGGUGGUGCCUGAUUCCGCCGCCUCUCCGGCUUUAUGGCCAUUGCCUAUUGAUGAUGAUGAGUAUCCAACGGCAAAUAUUUGGGACUAUGAUGACCCGUUCUUGUUUGAUAUUUGA